Archocentrus centrarchus (flier cichlid) is the source of this 3650-nucleotide messenger RNA. RefSeq names its product VPS41 subunit of HOPS complex (gene vps41). Gene Ontology annotation, cellular component: late endosome; HOPS complex. The record is from RefSeq and is a predicted model, not a curated record. Gene Ontology annotation, molecular function: protein binding. The transcript is spliced from 28 exons. Lineage: Eukaryota; Metazoa; Chordata; Actinopteri; Cichliformes; Cichlidae. Gene Ontology annotation, biological process: cellular response to starvation; endosomal vesicle fusion; vesicle-mediated transport. The coding region runs from base 1 to 2565 and encodes 854 amino acids.
AUGGCGGAAGUGGAGGAGCAGGGAAGAAAUCCAAGUGAGGAACCCACGGAUGAGUCCGAGGAGGAUGACAGCGAAGAGGAGCCCAAGCUGAAGUAUGAGAGGCUCUCCAACGGGGUGACAGAAAUUCUCCAGAACGAUGCAGCCAGCUGUAUGACCGUCCAUGACAAGUUUCUUGCCUUAGGUACACAUUUUGGAAAGGUCUUCCUAUUGGACAUCCAAGGAAAUAUUACUCAGAAGUUUGAAAUUAGUUCAGUGAAGAUCAACCAGAUCAGUCUGGAUGAAAGUGGAGAGCAUGUGGGCAUCUGCUCCGAGGAUGGGAAGGUUCAAGUAUUCGGGCUGUACACAAGAGAGGGCUUCCAUGAGAACUUUGACUGUCCCAUCAAAGUGGUUGCCUUACACCCCCAGUUCACCAGAUCCAACUACAAGCAGUUUGUCACUGGUGGCAACAAGCUUCUUCUGUAUGAGAAAAACUGGCUGAACCGCUGGAAGACUUCGAUUCUACACGAAGGCGAGGGAACAAUCACUAACAUCAAAUGGAGAGCUAACUUGAUUGCAUGGGCCAACAAUGUGGGAGUUAAAAUAUAUGACUUCAGCACAAAACAGAGGAUCACCAAUGUGUUGAGGGAUAAUGUGAGUUUGAGGCCCGACAUGUACCCAUGCAGUCUGUGCUGGAAAGACAACACCACUCUCAUUGUUGGCUGGGGUACUUCCAUUAAGAUUUGCAUUGUGAAAGAGCGAAAUCCAACUGAAAUGAGAGACCUGCCCAGCCGCUAUGUGGAAAUAGUGUCUGCAUUUGAGGCUGAGUUUUUCAUCUGUGGUCUGGCACCGCUGGCAGAUCAGCUCGUCACCCUGUUCUUCGUGAAGGAGAACUCUGAUCAAAUGGAUGAGGAGUUAUGUGCGCGGCCUCGCCUCGACAUCAUCCAGCCUCUCCCAGAGAGCUGCGAGGAGAUCUCUUCAGACGCGCUGACUGUGCGCAACUUCCAGGACAACGAGUGCAGAGACUACCGCCUCGAGCAUUCAGAGGGAGAGUCACUCUUCUAUAUCAUCAGUCCCAAAGACAUUGUUGUGGCCAAGGAGCGAGACCAGGAUGACCAUAUUGAUUGGCUGGUCCAAAAGAAGAAAUAUGAGGAGGCGCUGAUGGCCGCAGAGAUUAGCUUCAAAAACAUUAAGAGGCACGACGUUCAGAAAAUUGGAAUGGAUUACAUUGAGCACUUGGUGGAGACGGGUGACUAUGACAGUGCUGCGAGGAAGUGUCAAAAGGUUCUCGGGAAAAACAUGGAACUGUGGGAGAAUGAAGUGUACAGGUUCAAGAAAAUUGGACAGCUCAAGGCCAUCAGUCAGUAUUUGCCAAGAGGAGAUCUGCGUCUCAGACCGGCCAUUUAUGAAAUGAUCCUGCAUGAAUUUCUAAAAACUGACUAUGAGGGUUUUGCCACCCUGAUCCGGGAAUGGCCGGGAGAGCUUUAUAAUAACAUGGCCAUUGUUCAGGCUGUCACUGAUCACCUGAAGAGGGAUCCCACCAACAGCAUGCUGCUCACCACGCUGGCUGAGUUGUACACCUACGACCAGCGGUACGACAGAGCCUUAGAAAUCUACCUGAGACUGAGGCACAAAGAUGUUUACCAGCUGAUUCAUAAACACAACCUUUUCUCGUCCAUAGAGGACAAGAUCGUACUCCUCAUGGACUUCGACAAAGAGAAAGCUGUUGACAUGCUUCUCGACAAUGAAGACAAGAUAUCAAUAGACAAGGUGGUGGAGGAACUGACAGACAGGCCUGAGCUUCUGCAUGUGUACCUCCACAAGCUGUUUAAACGGGACCACCACAAAGGCCAAAAGUACCACGAGAGACAGAUAGGCCUGUACGCAGAAUAUGACCGACCAAAUCUCCUACCGUUCCUGAGAGAUAGCACCCACUGCCCUCUUGAAAAGGCACUGGAGAUUUGCCAGCAGAGAAACUUUGUGGAGGAGACCGUCUUCCUGCUCAGCAGGAUGGGGAACUGUAGAAGAGCCUUGCAGAUGAUCAUGGAGGAACUGGAAGAUGUGGACAAAGCCAUAGAGUUUGCUAAAGACCAGGAUGAUGCCGAGCUAUGGGACGAUCUCAUCUCUUACUCUAUUGACAAACCACCAUUCAUCACUGGCCUCCUCAAUAAUAUCGGUACUCACGUUGAUCCCAUUCUGCUCAUCCGACGCAUAAAAGAAGGCAUGGAGAUCCCGAACCUCAGAGAUUCACUUGUGAAAAUCCUUCAUGACUACAAUCUACAGAUUCUUUUGAGGGAAGGCUGCAAAAAGAUCCUGGUGGCCGACUCCCUCUCCCUGCUCCAGAAGAUGCAUCGAACACAGAUGAGAGGCGUCAGGGUCGAUGAGGAGAACAUUUGUGAGUCAUGUCAUGCUACAAUAUUACCUUCAGAAAUGGCCAAAACCUUCAAUGUGGUGGUGUUCCACUGCAGGCACAUGUUUCAUAAGGAAUGUUUGCCAUCUUCAGGAACAAUUCCUGGGGUGCAGUUCUGUAACAUCUGCAGUGCAAAGAGGCGAGGGCCGGGAAGCGGAAUACUUGAGAUGAAAAAGUAACGCUGAUGUACUCACAGUCUUAUUACUGAACUCCUCUGCCACCCCCUCUCCAUUGAUCAAUUAAUAUAACUUUCCUUCUGUAAACUAGCAAAAAUGCUGAAUAUUUAUAUUCGACUGUCUGUAUAUUUACGUCUCAUAGCUGCUUGCUGCUAAUGUGUGUGUAAUAAACUGUAUGAACAUUAAAAUGGCAUUGAAGCAGUUUGUGAUUUGUGUCUGAUAUUUAUGCACAUCUUCCAUUUUAAGAUAAAAAUGUAUGCAAAGAAUUAAGGUAAACUUGGCUUGGGCGCACUGGAUAACCUCAAUGAGAAACAAAAUGAAUUUGCUCUUUCCUGAUUGACAGUUUGUAUUUCAUUGUUUCACUGUGGUGUCUGUGGUUGAAAACACAUUUGCACAACUCCAGCCAAGAUGCAUGUGGAUGCAUGUAGAAAAAAGCUUCAUUAAUACCAUCAGGCUUUUUGAUUAAUUGGAGCACAGAGAUUUAAAACCACUCAAGGCCUGACAGCUCGAAUAGAGUGAAUCGUGUGAUAACUGUGACAUUUUUGAGUGGAGAUUUUUAUGAAAUGCCAGCUGUACUUUCAGGUGUGUGUGUUUUUAAGGUGUUUAAUGAUUUUGUUCCAAUAUUAAAGAUUUGGCGAAAACCACACUUGGUGAGCUGGUAGUAGGAGUGUGAAAGGAAAGUUUAUGUAAAACUGAUGCGACCAGGAUAUGAAAGACGCUGCCUGUAAUGACUGUGACAGAAAUCUAGUACUGUGCAAAAUUCUUCUGCUAGCACUCAUUUUGUUUUUUAGCUAGGAAAAUGGGGAAAGAGGUGCAGUUAUUUAUGGAAAACUGUGCAAACAUGGAAAUACAGCACAUGAGACAAAAACAGUUUGUGAAAUUCUAACAAGCUUGAAAGUCAAUGUUUGGUAUGACCACCUUUAUUCUUCAACACAGCCUGAAAUCUCAGAGGCAACUUUCUUGUUUAUUUGAGCAGUCUUCAGGAAUAGGUCUGUCCUUUUUUUUAUAUUUACAAGAAACUCUGGCUCCUUGGAAGCAAAAUAUAAAGGAACGAGGGGUGGCUCGAGAUUUUUGCACAGUACUGUAAU